UCGGUUCGGCUUUCGCGCGCUAUACUUAUGUUGCCGCGUAUUUAAUCAGAACUUUGAACGUUCGAAUUUUGAAACAACAAUGACUUUUUAAAUGCAACCAUAGACAAUAAAAAUAUUACACUAGUGGCAUAUGAAAACUUUUUCCUAAUUAGGUCUUACAAUCAUGUAAAAAAUCCGAGGGUGUUUUAUUGGUGUAAUUCAGAGGCAGUAUGGUGGAUGUCGGUGGUAAUGAGUGUCAUAACACCAUAAACGGGAGGAACCAAUUUGUAUUUCUCGUUUUUGUGCAUUUGUUACUUAUUGGACUGAAUGGAACUAAUGCGCAAAAUCGAGCACCGCGUAUAAAAGAGCACCCAUCCAGCACGGUAUCCGGCCGCAGUGAACCGGCGACCCUACGGUGUGUGGUGGAAGGCAGACCUAAGCCAACCGUGCAGUGGUUCAAAGAUGGUGCACCUUUACCACCGGCAGAAGAUGGUCAUAGAGUGCUUUUGGAAGACGGCCUAUUAUUUUUAAGGGUAAACCGGGGGAAGAAGGAGAGUGAUGAGGGGAUUUAUUGGUGUGUGGCUCGCAAUAUAGCCGGGGAGGCUGUAAGUCAGAACGCUUCAUUAAAUGUUGCUGUUCUACGUGAUGACUUCAGGGUUGAACCUAGAGACGUUCAAGUGGCUGCAGGGGAGCCGGCUUUAUUAGAAUGUGUGCCUCCUCGAGGUAUUCCAGAACCGUCAAUGCAUUGGUUGAAAGAUGGUCAAUUGUAUGAUAUUGAAGUUAAUGGAAGGGUAACAAUAAUAGAAACUGGUAGCUUGAAAAUAGUAGAAACAUUGCCAAAUGAUAGUGGUCUAUACAGAUGUGUUGCAUCAAAUAUAGCCGGCGAGAGACAGUCCAGAGCUGCAGCUUUAAUUGUUUUAAGACGCCCACAUUUUGUUGUGAAACCUAGUAAUGUAACAGCUUUAGUUGGACAAAACGUAGAAUUAAAUUGCCAGAGCUAUGAUACAAGCGUAAAAAUAACAUGGGUCAAGGAAGACGGCGUGUUGCCGUCACAUGCAACAAUAAUCCGGGGACUAUUACGGUUGGAACAGGUGUCCGCAUCCGAUGCGGGUGUCUAUUCCUGCCGGGCAGAUAGCCACGCCGGCACGAGCAUCGCCAGCGCAUCACUAACCGUUUACUCUUUACCGCACUUCACGCAGAUACCGUCCAAUUUGACCGCAUGGGAGGGUGAUGUGGUGUCCAUUCCAUGUGAAGCCAAAGGCUUACCGACACCUACCACCUUUUGGAUACUAGAAGGCACUGAAGACUCUUUGCUUUUUCCUGAGUGCACUAGGAGUAAUUCAAGUCUGUUGUAUCUGGACGAUGCGAAAGUGGAACACGGCGGAAGGGUUAUCUGCGUUGCAGUAAAUGCGGCCGGCAGUGUUAUGCAAGAAGCUUAUCUAAAUGUGUUAAAGAAAACCAAUAAUCCAUUGAAAGCCCGCUCCUCAGACGAAAACUUCGGUAAUAAUUAUGAACACGAGGUUCGUAUGACAGAGUAUGAGUUUGUUCAAGCAAGGAAGUAUUUACAACAAAAUGUUUUAGUCCUAAGGAGGGUGGAAACUUUGUCGUCGAGUUCUCUGAAAGUUGUUUGGGACGUGUUAACAGAUUACAACGAAUAUUUGGAAGGAGUUAAGAUUUGGUACAAUGGAACUUCUAUGAACUGGCGCAAUAGUACUGAAGAGAUAACAAUAUUAAAUUCGUCUCAACUAGAUACUUGUCCUAAUGGAUCUCUGACAAACGUUGAUAACAGUGGGUCAUCAAGCUAUAUUUUAUCUGGGUUGUCGUCGUACACACAGUAUGAUAUUUUUCUUAUGCCGUUCUAUAAAAUGUUGCUUGGGAAACCUUCUAAUUCGAUGACAGGUUAUACGGAUGGGGAUGUUCCAUCCGCACCGCCCCAAAGCGUGACAGCGGGUGUAAUUAACGCUACUUCGGCUUGGAUACGAUGGGAACCACCACCUGCGAAUACUUGGAACGGGGAACUUACAGGCUAUUUGAUUGAAAUUCGUGUGGGAGGUGGCAACAGCGGUCGUGUGGUAGGUCAAAUGUCUCUCGGGGCGCGUACUAGGGCUGCAGCGGCGAGUUCUUUACGAUCCGGAGGCCGCUACAGUGCCAGGGCUGCAGCUGUCACUCGUAGAGGUCAUGGACCGUUUAGCGCGCCCGCUCAAAUUCACAUGCUGCCCAUGCAUUCGCAGAGACAUUAUGUGCAGACUGAACCACCGAAUGAUGCCUCAAUACCGCAUUUACUUCAAGAGACAUGGUUGCUUGCUUUAGCGUUAACUUUAUUCUCUAUUAUUGUGAUUGGCAUCGUUAGUAUCUAUUACAUAAAGCGCCGCAACAAUAUCCAAAGGAAGAAGUCGAACGGUCAAUCUAUUGUUACGGCUCAACAGUGUCUAUUGAAUAAAGAUACAAUUUGGCUAAGAGACCGACCAGUGUUUGCGCCUCCAGAUUCUGGGUUAGACGUUACGAGCUGCCACCAAAGUUUAUUGCAAGGUGGUCAUUCACCAAACAUUAUGAACGUUGAGCCGGAGUAUUGCCUACCCCAAAACUCUAUCCAAGGUUUAGACACCUCAAGUGUAGACAGAAUAAAAAGGGGCCCACCGGAACCCUACGCUUCCAGUGCUAUUUACACUGAACUCAAUUUCAAGGACAAUGGUGACAUCGGAGAUGCUCGAAGUUGUCCGGAAAGGCGAUCUCACAACAAUAGUAUUGUAAGAUCGUGCAAUGGCAGCAUUCAAUAUUCCAAUGGGGAAUGUUCGACAUGUUGUCACAGCACUUCCAGUAGAUCAACAAAAGAUUACAGGGAAAUGAGACAUGAGAACUUACACAAUGAUGUAAAUAUAGUUGAAGAUGAUUGUGCUUCCUGUCACACAAAUAGAUCAGGAUCAAGGAGUCGACAGGACAAAAGUAAAGUGUGUCCUGCUAGUGAUUUAGAAUACGACUACCCCCAAUGGCAUUGGUUAGGAAGGGAGAAUAGUUUUAAAAUUCCCGUUCAGUCAGGACGACAUUCGAAUAUGGCGCGGUCCGAGCAAGGCUGUCAAAUAAAUCUUAAUGAUAUACUGCCACCACCACCCUACGAAAGUCCUGAGAAUAAAGGUCAAAAUAAGUAAUGUUAUGGUCAUCGUAUUUGGUAGUUAGUAGUGAAGUAAAAAAAGAAACGUAAAGCAAUAUUUAAUAUCAUUUUUUUUUCAAUGUUAAAAGGUCUUAGAUCCAGUGAGUAAUGUAACUGUUACAAAAAAUAUGUGUGUCUAUUUAUACUAGUUAGGUAUCUUUCAGAAAUGUCUUUUUACUACUGUCUUAUGAAGCUCAAGGGUAAUGAACAAUGUAUGACAAUUCUUUUUAUACAUAUAUUAUCUGGCAUCCACCACAAUAAUGCCUACCGUUGUGCUAAUCUUUAGAUAUCAUCCCAUUAAUUAAUG
This is a messenger RNA of Pararge aegeria (speckled wood butterfly), 3434 nucleotides long. Its product is annotated as roundabout homolog 2-like. NCBI's taxonomy places the organism in Eukaryota, Metazoa, Arthropoda, Insecta, Lepidoptera, Nymphalidae. The coding region runs from base 210 to 3125 and encodes 971 amino acids. The transcript is spliced from 15 exons. Gene Ontology annotation, biological process: cell-cell adhesion. Gene Ontology annotation, molecular function: protein binding. The record is from RefSeq and is a predicted model, not a curated record.